This is a messenger RNA of Ectocarpus sp. CCAP 1310/34, 1425 nucleotides long. The record is from the annotation of a GenBank genome assembly. Lineage: Eukaryota; Phaeophyceae; Ectocarpales; Ectocarpaceae.
GUGUGUCUUACGACGACGCGCUGUACCCGAUCGACACACACGCGCACUAAGACAUGGUGGACAAAGAUGAAUUAGACGUCCGGGGCAAGAGAGUUCUCGAGCUCGGGGCUGGGGCAGGGCUGCCAUCGCUCAUCUGUGCGCUGAAAGGUGCCACCAAAGUCGUCAUCUCCGACUACGCAACGUCUACCGACGCCGCCCUGAUGGUCCCCAUCCAGAUCAACAUCGACCGAGUCCAGCCAGAGUUCGUGCCCGAAGGCACCUUGCACGCCGUGGGGCACGUGUGGGGGCAGGCAGUGGAGGACCUCCGCGCCCCUCUGCGGACAGGGAGCUCGUUAUCAUUACGCCACGAUAACGGCGUCGGUAGCAGAAGUGAUGGAGAGAAGAACGUAAUCCUCGGUAGCGUCGCCGCCGACAGCGAUCGAGAGAAAAACGUAGACCUUGGUGGCGCCGCCGCCGGGGCGCCGGUUCAAGCUACGGGUACAGAAGAGGAGAUUGAGUCGGGAUAUGGGCAAGGAGAAGGAAGCCCGGGAGGAGGUUGCCAUCGUACGAGGCCGAUAGCGGGCGGGGGCGGGGAUGGGGAGGGGUUCGAUGUGGUGAUCAUGGCCGAUCUUCUCUUCAACCGGUCGCAGCACGCGCAGCUGCUCGAGACCUGCGGCCGCUGCCUGCUCGGGAGAGGGUCGGGAAGCACGGCGACCGCGGCGGCGGCGGCGGCGGCGGCGGCGACGAUGUGGGUGAGCUUCUCCCACCACGAUCCCGAGAAGGCAGAGCUGGACAUGAAGUUCUUCGAGCUGGCCAAGGACAAAGGGUUCGUCGCGACGCGGAUCAAGACGGUGCAAAUGCGAGAUCUCUUCGUGGAGAACGAUGGCUUGGACGACCUGAGAGGCGAAGUACACCUAUGGUGCCUCAAGCGACGAUGACUGCCGAUAGAUUUAUAACUUGCUUCGUGCGGCCAGCUGUGCGGGCGAAUGCGAUCAUGGGACAGCAGUUGCGGUAACGACGAUGAACUGGUGUUGCUAGGUCCAGCCGAGACCGCCUGGCCAGCGUGCGAGUGUUCUGUGCCCGGAUGGGUUUCAGAUAAUAGCAGGGGCAGGUAGUCUUUCAUUCCCCAGCACCGGCGCACGAAAGGGCUCCGUUCGCGAAACCUCGCGAAACCUCCGGAUAAGGGACGGUCGCUAGUUGAAGCAAAAGAAAGACCAUCACCCAGACUUCGCUUGAUGGGCAAUUUGAUGCGGUUUUGCAUGGUAGCUUUUCUCUGCGGGUGGCUUCGCGUACGAAUGCUGCCGUAAGCCCUGCCCACCGGGUGGUGCAACUCUGCGUCGAGUACCCGACGACCAAGAAAUCGACGUCCUUCCUUACGCACUAUCGUGUCAGAACGAUGCCUAGACCUCGUCUCAAGAGAACGUGAUACAACAGCGUGCGAACGUG